Messenger RNA from Colletotrichum phormii, 1791 nucleotides. RefSeq lists its product as uncharacterized. Gene Ontology annotation, biological process: protein polyubiquitination. Gene Ontology annotation, molecular function: metal ion binding; ubiquitin protein ligase activity. NCBI's taxonomy places the organism in Eukaryota, Fungi, Ascomycota, Sordariomycetes, Glomerellales, Glomerellaceae. Bases 1 to 1791 code for a protein of 596 amino acids. The transcript has 3 exons. The record is from RefSeq and is a predicted model, not a curated record.
AUGCCUUCGACCAACGGCUCCGAGUAUCGCCAUAUGCGAAGUAACAGCCUCAACAUCCAGCAACAAAAUGGCCAUCCCAGUCCUAUCCUAAGCCCAAUGGCCUCCAACGCAUCCACCGCUUCCGCUGCUAGAUUCGACGGCCCGCGCAGUCCACCGAAUACUUCCCACGUUCCCUGCAAAUUCUUCCGACAAGGAGCCUGUCAAGCCGGCAAUGCUUGCCCCUUCAGUCACGAUCUAGGCUCUGCCGCCGAGAAUAUCUGCAAAUACUUUGCAAAGGGCAACUGCAAAUUCGGCCCCAAAUGCGCAAACAUACACGUUCUCCCCGACGGCCGACGAAUUAACUAUGGCAAGAAUGGCGUCACGAUUGGCAACUCUCCGAUAGCCCUCGGCGGACGAAUCAAUCCCACAGCAGCCUCCAACUACCAUCCAACCAGUGCCCUCACCUCUGGCCUAUACCGCGAAGGCGUCCCUCCCUAUACUUCGGCAUACCCUUACGGCGGUGACGAGAGACAGCAGUCAUUGGGUCGCCAGCCCAGCCUCGAGAACGGCCUGCCUACGAUCGAUACCACCUACUCCCACCCCGGCUCCAACUACGGUUCGCCCCGCGAUGACGAUGCUUCAAGAUUCGGCCUCGGCUUGUCUCCUGUCAAUGCCAACGGACCUUCAGUACUGGACGCGCCGCUCCCAGCAUCCUUCGACUCCCAAGGCAUGUCUAAUGCCGCCCGGUUCCCCGCCGCGCCGUGGCCCUCAUCCGUCCCUUCGAAAUUCGGCAUUGAGUCCCCCUCGUCCUCUCUGAGCAACGCCAAAGAUUCGCGAACAUCCGAAACCCUCAAGAUGCUCCACACCUCGGCAUUCGGUGGCAGCGAGUAUCUUGCUGCGGCCAAUGUCACUGCUUCCAGCAGCCCUCCCGGUCAGCCCGAGGAAUACUUUGGCAAGCGAGCCAUGCAUUCGAGCCGAUACGCGAAGCCAAAGAUGCUCAGUUCGAGCAUGCCGAAGACAUCCGCCGUCGACCACGACUGGGAGGCCAAUUUCGGGUUCUUGGAGGAGGAUUGCGUGCCCUCCAACUUGCAGGAUCUCUUGACGCCGACUGAGAAGGCCCGUCGCGGCUCUCUGCGCACUGUUGACGGUGAGCCGGGCAGCGAGAAUGGUACCAAGUUUGGCAGCCCCAUCGGCGGCGCGAGCCCGAGCAGGUGGGGCCCGCUAUUCCAGCGCCAGAAGGAAGAAGAGCUUGGCCACAAGCAUGGGCCUUCGGUUUUUGGGCAUGUUGGAAGCCCUCUCCGAAACUCGGUGCUUUCGAACGAGAUGGGUCACGGCAGUGCCAUGGCCCGACCAAUCGGCUCCCGUGCCGGCAGCGAGUCCAUGUCGGCACUCACACAACAGCUUCAGCGCACACGGCUGGGUGACGACGGAAGCGGUAGCCCCCACUUGCAUCCUUUGGCGGCCACGGGCCGAGCCCCGAGCAACAACGGCGCUGGGCCCAUUGGCAAGGAACGGGACCGCGCGAUGGAGCGUCACGUCUCGAGCGGAUCCAUCAGCUCCUCCGUUACAGGACGAUACACCACGCCCAUUGACGAGGAGGAUCCCGCCUUCGUCUUCAACAUGGAGGAAGAGGAAGACCAGUCGUCGGCACGGCUCCGGAAGCGUGGCUCGGCCGGUUUUGGCAUCGGUGGUGGAGGAGGUGGAUGGAGCUACGCCAACGCCCUAUCCAACAAAGGUGCCACUUCUGGUUCCGGCUUGGCCAAGGAACAGCGAGAGCCAUCGGUCAGCGUUGAGACCGUUGGCGGGCGCUGA